Messenger RNA from Entamoeba dispar SAW760, 999 nucleotides. RefSeq lists its product as uncharacterized. The record is from RefSeq and is a predicted model, not a curated record. NCBI's taxonomy places the organism in Eukaryota, Evosea, Mastigamoebida, Endamoebidae. The transcript has a single exon. The coding region runs from base 1 to 999 and encodes 332 amino acids.
AUGUUUUGUUGUAAAAAAGCCGAUAAGAGUGAUUAUGAAGAUGCAAAGAAAGAAGAUAAAAAAGAGGAAUUAAAGAAAGAAGAAGACAAAAAGGAAGAAGACAAAAAGGAAGAAGACAAAAAGGAAGAAGACAAAAAGGAAGAAGACAAAAAGGAAGAAGAUAAAAAGGAAGAAGAUAAAAAGGAAGAGGCAAACGAACAAAAUAAAGAAGAAAGUAAUGAGGACAAAAAGGAAGAAGAAAAAGAAAGUAGUGAGAGUUCUUCAUCUUUAACUCCAACAUCUGAAAGUGAGAAAAAAGAGGUCACAGAAGAACCUAAACAAGAAGAACCUAAACAAGAAGAACCUAAACAAGAAGAACAAGCAACUGAAGGUAAUGAGAGCGAUAAAAAAGAAAGUUCAUCUUCUAGUAGUAUCAAAGAAGACCAGAAACAACAACCCCUUGUAAAUGAAGUUCCAAAAGAAGAAGAAAUACACGAAGAAAAGUCAGCUGAUGAUUUAAGGGAAGAACCUAGAAAGGAAUCUUCAUCUUCUUCCAACAGCGAAGAAGAAUCAAAAGAAACUGAAGAAAAGCCAAAAGAAGAAGAAGAAAAGAAAACAGAAGAAGAAGAAAAGAAAACAGAAGAAGAAGAAAAGUCAAAUGAAACACAAGAAAAACCAAAAGAGACCGAAGAAAAGAUAACAGAAGAAGAACCAAAAGAGACCGAAGAAAAGCCAAAAGAAACUGAAGAAGAACCAAAAGAGGUUGAAGAAAAGCCAAAAGAAACUGAAGAAAAGCCAAAAGAAACUGAAGAAAAGCCAAAAGAGGUUGAAGAAAAGCCAAAAGAGGUUGAAGAAAAGCCAAAAGAGGUUGAAGAAGAACCAAAAGAAACUGAAGAAAAAUUAGAAGAAAAUAAAAAAUCAGAAGAUAGUUCAACAAAAAGUGACUCUUCAUCAACUCUUUCUUCCUCAAGCAGUAAAUCAGAUACAAGCGAUAAAAAGUCAAGAGAUUUGAGUGAGUAA